UGAUAUCCUGGUGCGUCAGAUGAAAUAUGCCCCAAAUAAAAUUAAACGGCAUUACUGUGGACUUCCCGUAUCAACCCUACCAAUGCCAGGAAGCGUACAUGUCCAAAGUGCUGGAAUGCCUACAAAAGCAAAUGAAUGGGAUUUUGGAGAGUCCCACUGGGACAGGGAAGACGCUGUGUCUCCUAUGUGCAACUCUGGCCUGGCGGGAGCACUUAAAAGAUGCCAUCUCUGCAAAGAAGAUCAGCCAGCGACUUAACGGAGCGGAGCUUUUCCCUGACCAACCAGUGUCAUCUUGGGGUAACGUUACCACAAACGGUGAUGUCCCAGCUUAUUACACUGACAUACCUAAAAUAAUUUAUGCCUCAAGAACUCAUUCUCAGCUUACUCAGGUCAUCAGCGAAUUAAAGAGCACCGUUUACAGGCCAAAAGUAUGUGUGUUCGGUUCUAGAGAGCAGCUGUGCAUCCACCCUGAAGUUAAAAGACAAGAAAGUAACUAUUCACAGAUCCACUUGUGCCGUAUGAAAGUAACCACUCGCUCGUGCCAUUUCUAUAACAACGUGGAAGAGAAGAGUACUGAGAAGGACCUGCUCAGCUCUAUCUUGGAUAUUGAAGACCUUGUCCGAAACGGAAAUAAGCACAGAGUUUGCCCUUAUUAUCUCUCUCGACACCUGAAGCAGCAAGCAGACAUCAUUUUUAUGCCUUAUAAUUAUUUGUUGGAUCCAAAGAGCCGAAGAGCUCACAACUUAGACUUAAAGGGGACUGUAGUGAUACUUGACGAAGCUCACAAUGUGGAGAGGCUGUGUGAAGAGUUGGCGUCAUUUGACCUGACUCCGUAUGAUUUAGCUUCGGCUAUAGAUGCCAUCAACAUAGUCUUGGAAAAACAAGCCAAAGAAGUCCAGCAGAGUGAACUAAACUCUGAAUUCAAUGUGGAGUAUGCCAAUGCAGGGCUGAACAUGAACCUUGAAGACAUAGCAAAGAUAAAGAGGAUUCUUCUUGAAGUGGAAAAUGCUAUUGAUGCUGUGGAACUAUCACCAAGUGGAAAAGGGGUCACUAAAGAUGGAGGGUACAUAUAUGACUUGUUUGCCAAGGCUCAGAUCACAUUCCAAACCCAGCAUUCUCUCCUUGAGUCUCUGGAACAAAUUCUGCAAUACUUAACAGGCUGUCCUGGGAUAUUUAUCAACACUGCUGGAUUACAUAAAUUUGCAGACAUAAUCCAGAUGGUCUUUAACGUCACUUCAGAAGGAACUUCCAGCAUGUUACCAGGCUGCUCGGUGUCCAUGUAUUAUAAGGUGCACAUUCACCCAGACACGAGUAAUCAGAAAAAGAAGCAGAGGACAGACCUGUGGAAUUCAUCUGCAACUAAAAAACAAGGGAAAGUCCUGAGCUUCUGGUGUUUCAGCCCUGGCUACAGCAUGCACGAGUUGGUUCGUCAGGGAGUCCGGAACAUCAUUCUCACCAGCGGGACCCUUUCGCCCGUUUCUUCCUUUUCUCUGGAAAUGCAGAUACCUUUCCCAGUUUGUUUGGAAAACCCACACGUUAUUGACAAACACCAGAUCUGGGUGGGGAUAAUCCCGAGAGGACCGGACGGAGGCCUGCUGAGCUCCACUUACGAAAAAAGGUUUACAGACGAGUGUCUCUCUUCUCUUGGGAGAACAAUAGGUAACCUUGUGCGAAUCAUACCAAAUGGACUGCUUGUAUUCUUUCCUUCGUAUCCUGUCCUGGAUAAAAGCCUGGAAUACUGGAGAGAACAUGAUUUUGCUGGGAAAAUAGAAGCGGUGAAGCCAGUGUUUGUGGAACCGAGAAACAAGGGAACAUUCACAGAGGUCAUGGAUGCAUAUUACGAGAAGGCUGUCUGUCCGAAGUCCAACGGUGCUGUUUUCCUGGCAGUGUGCCGUGGGAAGGCCAGUGAAGGUCUGGACUUUGCUGAUAAGAAUGGACGAGGCGUCAUCAUCACUGGACUUCCUUUUCCUCCUCGCAUGGAUCCCAGGGUCAUGUUAAAGAUGCAGUUCUUGGAUGAAAUGAAGUGCAAAAAUGCCGAUCGUCAGGGCCUAUCUGGAAACACCUGGUACAAGCAGCAGGCUUCUCGUGCGGUGAAUCAAGCCAUCGGCAGAGUCAUCCGACAUAGGCAGGACUACGGCGCCAUCUUCCUCUGCGAUCACAGGUUCUCAAAUACGGAUGCAAGAGCCCAGCUGCCUUCCUGGGUCCGUCCUUAUGCCAAGACGUAUGAUAAUUUUGGGCACCUGGUCAGAGAAGUGUCUCAGUUCUUCCGCGUUGCACAGAAAAUUAUGCCCCCACCACCAUCCCGUGUUCCCUCUUGCACUGUCACGGGAGAGGAUGAGUCCACAUCUUCUGCUUCAGGUGCUGAGUUCCUUUCUGUGAUAAAAGCCAGCAAUUUGGAUGACCAUGUUCCGAGCCUGAAAAGGAGGAGGACGGAUAAUGGAGUGCCCCUCCUGUGUGUGGAGUACGAUCAGGGUCCAGCCUCCUCAAGAAAGCAGCCCGGGACCCUCCUGGAUGCGCUGGAGCACAAUGAGUGGAGCUGUGGAGCGGCAGCGAGGGAAGAGGACUUGCCAGGAGAAGAAAAGGCAAAACGCCUGUCAACUCUUUCCCUUCAGUAUGAGAAGAAAGUCGCAGAUGGACAGAAGGGAGGCAGGAAGAAAAUCAAGAUAGUCAACAAUCUGGCUAGUCAUGUAGCAGAGCCCCUCGAGCCCAAGAAAUCCAGAUCUGCGGCUUUCAUUGCAGUGGUGAAGCGGUCCCUCAGCCGGCUGAAUUUCGACAGGUUUUCACAGACUCUCCAGCGAUACACGAAAACAAACGACUUCGAUGCCCUGCUGUCCCAGAUGAGCGCCCUUUUUGCAGAAGACCCAGAAAAGCAUAUUCUGUUGAGAGAUUUUUACCAGUUUGUCCGGCCUCAGCACAAAAAGCAGUAUGACGAAGCUUGCCGCAGGCAGACCGGGGUGGGCUGUGGCUACAAACCUGAGCACAGCCUUGGACGAGAGGAGAGGCUGCAGCUAGCCAAGAACUCAGGAAAGGAUUGUGAGAAGAAAACCACCUUCUCAGAGGGUUCAUCUGGACACCUCGACUCUGAACAGCAUUUGAACAAAGGAGGAGCCCAUCUGACUUCUGGGUCCGAUGUCACAGGAGGGAACAGUUCCACUGCACUGAGCGACCCCUCCAGAAAAGCCUCCGGUUCUCUGAAGGAGAGCAACAAUGAGAUGAUCCGCUCAGUGUACCUUGGCGACAUCAGAACAGCUCUGGACAAAAGCAGCUUCAGCAGCUUCUUAUCGGCGGCAGCGGCCUACAAGAAGACGGACGACUAUGACGCCAUGGUUUCCGUGGUAGUGGCGCUCUUCACGGAGAAACCAGAAAACUUCCACCUGCUGCAGAGGUUCUCUAUGUUUGUGCGCCCCCAUCACAAGAAGCGAUUCAAGCAGCUGUGCCAAGACCUGACUGGAGUAAGUUGCUCUGAGGAUGGUGAGGAAUGUCUGUUGCCAGCUCCAGAGCAUCGCUUCUUCGGUUGUGGCGCCAAGCGAGCAGCCUUAAACCUCAUGAAAGGAAGGAAGAGCGCCCCCAAAGCACAAGUGAUCUUUCAGUGCUUCGUACAGACUCUCUACUGGGUUGCCAGGAAGUGCCCAGAAUGCCAAACUGAUGCCAAGAGAAGACAUUUAGCCGUGGCUUACUGGCCGGACCUCCAGUGA
Euleptes europaea (tarantolino) is the source of this 3695-nucleotide messenger RNA. RefSeq names its product regulator of telomere elongation helicase 1 (gene RTEL1). NCBI's taxonomy places the organism in Eukaryota, Metazoa, Chordata, Lepidosauria, Squamata, Sphaerodactylidae. Gene Ontology annotation, cellular component: nucleus. Gene Ontology annotation, molecular function: DNA binding; DNA helicase activity; hydrolase activity, acting on acid anhydrides, in phosphorus-containing anhydrides. Gene Ontology annotation, biological process: telomeric loop disassembly; negative regulation of t-circle formation; DNA recombination. The coding region runs from base 27 to 3695 and encodes 1222 amino acids. The transcript has 34 exons. The record is from RefSeq and is a predicted model, not a curated record.